AUGCCCUGCGCAAUCUGUCACGACUUCACAGGCCCGGCACUGGCGGACACGGGGGGACGGCAUCGGAACCACCUCAAGCUGGACAUCCCGUGGCAGGAUUUUGUCACUUCCGCCAAAUCGUGCCGUAUCUGCGAGAUUAUACUUCGGGGCUCGAGGGGCUGUUUUCUCCAGCACGAGGUCAAAGAACCGGAGAUCGUGUCCUGCAGCAUCAGCUUCUUGUAUCUCCGCGAAGAGGAUAAAGAUGACGACGUCGACAAGGAAAUCCGGUUCCGAAUGGCGGAUGGGACAAAGUUCGAGAUGUCCAUUUUCGUAAAUGACUCGCAGGCCGCCAUGGAUCAGGCAUUAGAAUGGAUCGAGGAUUGCCGAGGUAAGACCCACGAGUUUUGUAUUGCACCAGAUGAGGCAAGGCUCCCGAGUAGAGUUGUUGAUGUCGGAUUGGAUGAUGGACCUGUCCGCUUGGUGCAGACUCGGGGCGAGGUCGCUUCAUACGUCGCUCUCAGCCACUGUUGGGGUCUGAAACAGAUUAUUACUACAACGACUGAAAAUCUGCAAGAGCAUCUGCGGGAAGUCCCUUUCUCGAAGCUGUCAAAGACGUUCCAAGACGCCGUCACGGUGACUAGACGCCUGGGGAUUCGGUACAUCUGGAUCGACUCGCUCUGCAUCAUACAGAACGACCGCAGGGACUGGGAGGUCGAGGCCGCGAGGAUGAUGGACGUCUACAGCAACUCGUACCUCACCAUCGCCGCCACUCACUCGUCGAGUGGUGACGGGGGCUUGUUCCGGAACACGCCCGAUUUUGAAGUCUCCGGCACGACGAUCACGGGAGAGCCCUACCAAUUGUUCUUCCGCGAGAGAAUAGACCACCACCUCGAAGUCUCUCUUGGGGAUUCAAGCUUCAGCGAGCUCGACUUCGGAGGCCAGGUCUACGGUCACCCCACCAUCAAGGACUACCCACUACUCACCCGGGCCUGGGUCUUCCAGGAACGGAUGCUGUCUACUCGCGUACUUCACUUCGGCCGCUACGAGCUCUUCUUCGAGUGCCGGUCCGAUCUCCAAUGCGAAUGCAGCGGGAUAAACAACCACGGCUCGUCGCAAACGACGCACGCAACCGUCACAAAGCUCGUCCACGCCGACGCCCUCGACAGCCUGAUCCCGGGCAAGGAGUGGCACGUUUACGCCAGCUACUACAUGGCGCAGCUCUGGAGGACGCUCGUGACGUCCUACACGUGUCUCGGCCUGACCAAGUGCGAGGACAGACUGCCUGCGAUGGGCGGCCUCGCGAAACACAUGGCGCUGCGUAGAAAGACCAAGUACCUCGCCGGUCUGUGGGAGAACACCCUGAGCGACGACCUGAUCUGGGCGGCCAGGUCGGCUGGCAGUACGUGGAGGAAGCCGAGACCGGACCCUCGGCCGGCCCCGUCGUGGUCAUGGGCGAGCGUGCAGUCGCACGUGAAUUAUUAUGACGAGAUUCUGUUUCUGGAGGAUGAAGACGAUGAUAUUGACAGUCCCAGACAUACGGAGGAAGAUCGAGAGCCUUACCAGCACUUUGCCAAGGUCGAGGAGUGCUGGGUCGAGCGUGGUCCGGUGGACGAGUAUGGUACGAUCGAGAAAGGUCAGGUUCGUCUCAGAGGUCUCCUCGUCAAGGGUGUUUUGGGUAGAACUACCGUCAAAUUUCAGGGGAAAGAGCACGAUGAUUACGCCGUUGUUUUCCCGGAUGGAUUACGAUUCCAGAUAGAGGCGGAUUACCUUCUGGAACAGCCCGGCCGUAGCCAAGUCCUCUUAGGGGCAGAGAUAUGGUGUCUUCGGAUGAGUCAGAUUCAGGUCGGCUGCAGAGACCAUCUUUUCUCUCUUGUCUUGCGGCGAGUGAAUGGUGCGGAGGGAAUCUUUGAGAGGAUAGGGUGUUUGCUGGUGAUAGCUACUCCGCCUCCGGUUGAUGUCAUCGGACCGAUCUACGCCUCGGCCGAAGAGGGCAGCGUUUGCAUUGAAUAG
Colletotrichum karsti is the source of this 1989-nucleotide messenger RNA. Its product is annotated as het domain-containing protein. The record is from RefSeq and is a predicted model, not a curated record. NCBI's taxonomy places the organism in Eukaryota, Fungi, Ascomycota, Sordariomycetes, Glomerellales, Glomerellaceae. The transcript has 2 exons. The coding region runs from base 1 to 1989 and encodes 662 amino acids.